Messenger RNA from Darwinula stevensoni, 1429 nucleotides. Lineage: Eukaryota; Metazoa; Arthropoda; Ostracoda; Podocopida; Darwinulidae. The record is from the annotation of a GenBank genome assembly.
AUGGAGCAAAUAUUGUUUGACAGUGUGGAACAUCGGACAUCCUUGUCAGCCUUUGGUCAGGCAUGUUCUCCUCCUGCAGCUCCAUGGAACCAACGUGUCCUCGUGAUUGUGCUGGUGGAAAUUGCUGCUCUUUGCAUUGAUGAUUCCAAUUGUGACUACUACAUCAAACGCUCAUAUGCAAAUCUGAAGCUAGACAAGUUUACUGAAUCAAAGAGAGAUGCAGAGGCUGCUAUCAACUUGAGUCCAGAUAAUCCCAAAGCCUUCCUUCGCAAGGCCAUCACUUGCUUCCAUCUGGGAGAAUACAAAGAAGCCUUGAAAUCAUUUGAAACUGUCCUGAGGAUUGAUGAAUCCACACCUGGCAUCAGACAGUGGAUAACGUGGUGUAAAGAGCGCCUAGAUCGAAGCAAGAAAGAUUUAUCACCAGUGAUCCAGGAGAAUGAAGCUGAGUUGAAAGCCUAUGCUAUGGCAUCAGUAGAGGACAUUGGUGAUGCACCUCUUCCUGCUACUCCUGGAGGGAGUACUGGAAAAGUCAAGCAUGAUUGGUAUCAAACACAAACUCAUGUGAUUGUCACUGUGAUGCUCAAAGGCAUCUCCAAGGAUGACCUCAAAGUUCAUGUAACUGAAACCACCCUCAGUGUGACAGCUCUUCUUCCCAAUGGCAAUGAAUACAGUUUGGAGUUGGAUCUGGCUCAUCCCAUACUUGAUUCAGACUGUGUUACGAAAAUCCUCCCUUCAAAAGUCGAGAUCAAGUUGAAGAAGAGGGAUGAUAUCUUCUGGGCUGCCCUGGAAGGAGAUGGAACCCCUGCACUCAAGCCUGCUUCAUUGACCUCUCAAUCUUGUGCCAGUGAUAGUAAACGAGAAUAUCCAAGUUCUUCUAAACAUAAACACGACUGGGAUGCCCUAGCUGCGGAAGUUGCUAAGUCUGAGAAUGAGGAACAAGGGGAAGGUGAGGCUGGUCUCAAUCAGCUCUUCCAGAAAAUCUAUUCUCAAGGAUCUGAUGAGGUCAGGAAGGCAAUGAAUAAGUCCUAUUAUGAGUCUGGGGGCACAGUGCUGAGCACGAAUUGGAAUGACAUAUCCCAAAAGAAGGUCGAAGUGAAGCCACCUGAUGGAAUGGAGUUCAAGACUUGGGAGAAGUGAUUCAUUUCCCCCCCUCCCCUAUCAUACUCCCACCUCUUCAUGCAUCCCUAGUUUGCAUUUCUCCACUCAAAGAUUCAUUACUCUCUCCUUCAACCCUCAAGAGUACUGAUUUUCUCUGGUGCUGAUGACUACUUGCAACUGGACUGUAGUGAGUCUUGCUACCAAUAGAUGUCUGUUUGACGGUCCCCUCUUUUUCUUGUUUCUAACUUUUGUUCGAAGCACUCUGUGAAUCUGCAAUUUCUAGCCUUCAUUGUCAUUUUAACAUUUGGGAAAUAUAGUUCCUCAAUCCACA